Molecule: messenger RNA, 2937 nt
Organism: Esox lucius (northern pike)
Lineage: Eukaryota; Metazoa; Chordata; Actinopteri; Esociformes; Esocidae
Product: zinc finger protein 568-like
Exons: 3
Coding region: 677-2059 (460 amino acids)
Biological process (GO): regulation of transcription by RNA polymerase II
Molecular function (GO): RNA polymerase II cis-regulatory region sequence-specific DNA binding; DNA-binding transcription factor activity
Source: RefSeq, a predicted model, not a curated record
GGACCGACGCCACUGUCAUUAGACAGGACACUUCCUUGCUAACAUUUCCACGAUGCAGUCUAAAAUGUCACAACAUUGGAGUUGUUUUAAUGAUGGACGUGAAGGCAGCAUUACACAUUAUUUAGGAUUGAUUUAUUACUACGUUAGAGUAUAACCAGAUGAAUACCCUUUUUUUUUUCUUCACAAAUUUGGUGAUUGACCCCCUGCUACACCGCAGCAACUCCCAUCUACAGUCAAUUUUGAGAUGGGAGAAUUCAGUCCACAGGGAGGAGUCAGCCUACAGGGAGGUCAGCCUACAGGGAGGAAGUCAGCCUAAAGGGUGGUGUCAACCUACAGGGAGGAGGUCAGCCUACAGGGAGAAAUCAGCCUACAGGAAGGAGAUCAGCCUACAAAGAAGAGUCAGUAUACAGGGAUGAGGUCAGCCUACAGGGAGAAUUCAGUCUACAGGGAGAAUUCAGCCUACUGGGAGAAUUCAGCCUACUGGGAGAAUUCAGCCUACUGGGAGAAUUCAGCCUACUGGGAGAAUUCAGCCUACUGGGAGGACUUUAGCCUACAGGGAGAAUUCAGCCUACUGGGAGGACUUUAGCCUACAGGGAAGAGUCAUUCUCUUAGUUCAGGGAGUGCUUGGCCAAUCCAAUGGGGAUAUUUGAGAAUACUCAGAAGACCAUCCCAGCACAUGACGUCCACAGAUGUGGAAUUGUUGGCGAAAUCAGAUCCGCCAAACUGCGGGCCUGCCAUGUCUAAAACCAAGUCCAGAGAGUCCCUUGGUUCCGACUUUGGUGCUCCAGGUCAGAGGUCAUGGCACCAGCCAGAGAGGGUGUCAGUGAAACUGGAAGACUGCAGUCAAACACUGGAGCUCAAUGUUAUUGUCAAAGAGGAAGAGGGAGAGGGAGAGGAGGAAACAGGAACUGAGGAGAAAGAUGAGGAAGAAGGGGAGGAGAUGGUAAGAGUUGGAGGAGAAAUCAAAGAGGAAGAGAUGCAGAUUGAAAAUGAUUAUGAUGAGAGAGUCAUAGUGGGCAGAGUGCUAAAACAAGAAGAAGAGGAGUUCAUAGAAAUCAAAGAGGAGGUGGAGGAGAGAGCAGUUACAGAGGAGGUGGAGGAGAGCGCUGUCAAAGAAGAAGAAGAGGAGACAGAAGUCAAAGUGGAGGUUGAGGAGAGAUCAGUCAAAGAAGACCGUGAUGAGAGACCAGGCACUGAGGAGGAGGAGGAGUUGGAGGGGAACAGAGAAAUGGCUGCUCCAGAUAUCGGGGAAGAGGAGGAGGAAAUAGAUGGUGUCAUUGAUCCAGGAGAGAGCUCCAACCAAGGUUCGGACAGCGAGCCCAGUUUCACAACAUCAGGAAACCAUAAACAACACACAGGGUGGAAAUCAAGGCAAUUUAACCCACAUACUCUUGCAGGAGAGAAGCCUUUCCAAUGCUCCCAGUGUGGAAAGUGUUUUAGUCGGGUGGAAAAUUUAAAUAUACACCAGCUGGCUCAAAAAGGAGAAAAACCUUUUCACUGCUCCCAGUGUGGUAAGGGUUUCAGGCGUUUAGCAACUCUAAAGAAACACCAACUAACUCACACAGGAGAGAAGUCUUACCACUGCUCUCAGUGUGGGAAGAGUUUUAGUCAGUUAGAAAACUUGAAGGAACACCAACUCACACACACAGGAGAAAAGCCUUAUCACUGCUCUCAGUGUGGAAAGCGUUUCAGUCGGAUAGAAAACCUAAAUAGACACCAGCUAACUCACACUGGAGAGAAGCCUUUCCACUGCUCCCAGUGUGGAAAGAAUUUCCGGGAUUUAGCAACACUCAAGAAACACCAGCUAACUCACACAGGAGAGAAGUCUUACCACUGCUCCCAGUGUGGGAAGAGUUUCAGUCAGUUUGGAAAUCUAAAGAGACACCAGCUAUCUCACACAGGAGAGAAGCCUUACAACUGCUCUCAAUGCGGGAAGUGUUUUAGUCGUUCAUCAAAUCUGAAGACACACCAGUUAAAAUAUCACAUCCAUGACACUGGACAAAGUUCUGUUGCUUCAGCAGAAAUUUCACUUCUACCCACACAAGUGAGAAACACGUAGAUGCACUUUUUAAGGUGUUAUCAGCAUUCAACCAACUUUUAUUCUAACAUAGAGGACAGUUAACUGCAUUAAUCUAAAUGCUACUGUUGCAAUGUAACAGAAGCAGUGGAAACCGUAAGGCUGAUGAAUGUGAAGCACGUGCAUUAUAUUGGAACUGUAAGGUUUAUUCAAACAUUUCAUAUGAAAAGGCAAAAUAAUGUAAAAGACAUGGUUUACAUUCCCACCUCUGUCCUCCUAUCAGGGCACAUUCCCCUCCUGUUUUUGCACUUAUUGUGAAUAUUGAUUCAUUGACUGUUCUGAAACUAGUAUUGAACCUAAUAAAUGCGUAGCUUGUCGGAUGAGCAAGUGCUGAAGAUGGUGUUUGCAAUGUGUGCAGCUCAGAUUAUGUAAACAUAUUGCUGCUUGCCUGCAUUGCGCUGAAGUAAAUAAACAAUAAUUUUAUUUCAGGUCACUUCCAACUUAAGAACUUGCAGUUUGUUAAUGUAAAAUUGUAUGUUAUGUAUAUAUUUAGCUUAUCCGGGUAGCCAGAGAGAAAGGCAUUUGAAUAUUAAAAUGUGGAAGUGACAGCAGCGUAGAUUAGGAUUUCUAAAUUUUUCUCCACUGGUUAGAAAUGUUUGCAAGGUUAAGGAAAUGGAAUAAGCUGCUCUUGAAACAUUUUGUAUCCUUGUCAAAAGAAAGAUUAGUGUUCAGAUCAAUACCUUCACAUUUGAUGUUAGAAAUGACCAAAUCGCCAAAAACACACAGUGAAUAAAUAACCACAGUCUCACCUCUUCACCCCGACACUCUCUAAGACAGUGUCUGGUGAAGGCUUUUGGAAUUAUGGCCAAAAAGUUCAACCUUGGUUUCAUCAGGCCAUAACACAUUUUCCCACGUGCUUU